GACACCGGUGCCACGCGUCUGAGAGCCAUUAUCCAGGUUUAUUGCGUCGAUUCAAAGGUGUUUUGGGAUUUUUAAACGGGUUUUGCAGCCGUUGUGUUGACAGAGACUCAAAAAGCGAAAGGAAGGAACAGGAUUUUGGGCAGAAGUCUCCAAACUGCGCACUGGAUCGGGGCAGAGGGGCCAUGGCGCAGUGGCAGAAGGUGCUGAAGUUGGAGCAGUGUUUACAGAUCCGUGUGCGCCACCUGUACAUGCACAGAUUCCCCCUGGAGGUGCGCCGCUGCCUGAGUGACUGGGUGGAGGCUCAGGACUGGGAGUUGGCCGCUGCAGAUGAAGCCACAGCCAGGACGCACUUUCACACUCUGCUUCUGAAACUGGACGAACUCGUCAAAGAAUCUCUGUACAACAGCCGAACUUUAACAGGGCCCGACUUCUCUCUGCUCCAGGACCACCUGUUGGUGCAGUUCGAGCGCUCUCCUCUGGACAUGGCGUCCAGAUUGUCUGAAUGUUUACGAGGAGAAAAACUCGUCCUGGAUUCAUGUGAAAUCAGCAAACAGUGCAGCCCGACUGUGACUGAAGAAACUCAAACAGACCUGGACAACAAAGUGAUCCAACUGAGGAACCAGACCCAGGAGGUGGUUUCGCAGAUCGUGAAGUCGGUGAAUCUUGCCGCUCUGAUUGUUCAAACGUUGGUUUCUGUGGAUCUUCCUCGAUGGAAACACAAACAGAAAAUGUCCUGCGUGGGAAGUCCAGUCUGCACCGGUCUGGAGCGUCUGGAGAAAUGGUUCAGUGGUGUGGCACAGACUCUUCUGCAGAUCGUCCAACAGUUGAAGAAACUGGAGGAGCAGAGCAGGCCUCAGAUCAGCCCCAAGUUACAACAAAUCAACUGUUCCACCGAGGCCCUGCUCACCGAGCUCAUGGACAAUGCACUGGUGGUGGAGAAACAGCCUGUGAUGUACAACCAGACCCACAGACCUCUGGUGCUCAGGACCAAUGUGCAGUUCAAUGUGAAACUCAGGUUUUUGGUAAACCUGCCAAUUCUACAGCACGGCUGUUUGAUCAAAGCAGAGUUUGAUGAGGGUGUGGAGGAAAUCAAGACUAUUCAAGGGUUCCGUCAGUUUCAGUUCACCUCUAAAAACACCAAAGUCAUGAACGUCAGCAAAGAAAGUGGAGGUCUUGUGGCAGAGUGGGACAUGUCAAUUGCAGAAAUGAAAUCAAAACGGAAAAGGUCGAAUGAGUGCUCCAUCAGAGUGACUGAGGAACUGCACAUUAUUAAAUUCAGCACUGAUCUACAGAUCGCAGGUCUGAAGUGUAAGGCGGAGACCAGCUCUCUGCCUCUGGUGGUCGUGUCCACCACCAGUCAGGGCCCCAGUGCCUGGGCCUCUGUGCUGUGGUCCAACCUCUGCCCCCCUCAGGACAUGACUCUGUCCCUGUUCUUGGACCCUCCUCCUCUGUCCUGGGACCAGCUGUCCCAGGCUCUGAGCUGGCAGUUCAUUUCAGCUGGAGACAGAGAACUCAAUGAGGACCAACUUAAUGAACUGAAACUCAAAAUCGUCGAUAACCAAGAGGAGCUUGUGUCCUGGUCCAAGUUUUCUAAUCAGAAAGAAGGCCCUUGGAUUUGGAUCAGUGGGAUUCUGGAUUUAAUCGAGAAGCGCCUGAAGAAUCUUUGGCGAGAUGGGUGCAUCAUGGGAUUUGUGAGCAAGGAUAACGCUCGAGAACUUUUAAAGAAAAAACUGAGUGGGAACUUCCUGCUGCGCUUCAGCGAGAGCAACAGAGAGGGCGCUAUCACCUUCAGCUGGAGUGAACACACUAAAAAUGGGGUCACUAUCCACGCCAUUGACCCGUUCACCAUAGACGAGCUGGCCAAGGAGUCUCUGCCCGACAUCAUAAAAACGUACAGAACCAAGAGGAACUCCAACAACCCCCUGAUCUACCUGUACCCGGACCAACCCAAGGACGACGCUUUCAAACGCUACUACUCGAGUCCAAGCGAAAGUAAGAAACCAGUGAUACCUUAUUUAAAAAGGAUUCGUGUUUGUGAAGUAGACUGCCCCACCCCUUCAUCGUCUUCCCCCAUCGACAUAGAGAUGGACCUGAGUCCAGACUUCACAGACGUCCCACCUUCUCCUCAGACUGACGACUGUAACUCCCUCCUCUGUGGUCUCUCCAACAAAUCCCUCCAGAAACUGCAGCUUCUCCAAAACUCCACAUCAUCACUAGGACCCCAUCUCUCCACCACAUCACCCCCAUCCUCCAAGAACUACACUGGCUUCACAUAA
Molecule: messenger RNA, 2276 nt
Organism: Periophthalmus magnuspinnatus
Lineage: Eukaryota; Metazoa; Chordata; Actinopteri; Gobiiformes; Gobiidae
Product: signal transducer and activator of transcription 1-alpha/beta-like
Exons: 21
Coding region: 183-2276 (697 amino acids)
Biological process (GO): regulation of transcription by RNA polymerase II; type I interferon-mediated signaling pathway; response to peptide hormone
Molecular function (GO): RNA polymerase II cis-regulatory region sequence-specific DNA binding; DNA-binding transcription factor activity, RNA polymerase II-specific
Source: RefSeq, a predicted model, not a curated record